This is a messenger RNA of Aphanomyces astaci, 918 nucleotides long. RefSeq lists its product as hypothetical. Gene Ontology annotation, molecular function: nucleic acid binding. The record is from RefSeq and is a predicted model, not a curated record. The transcript is spliced from 3 exons. NCBI's taxonomy places the organism in Eukaryota, Oomycota, Saprolegniomycetes, Saprolegniales, Verrucalvaceae. Bases 1 to 918 code for a protein of 305 amino acids.
AUGGAGAAUCAAGUCGAACGCAUUGGCCGAGAGCUCUCGAGCAGUGACAAAGUUUCGAUCAUCCAACACCUUCAAGACUUCAUCAAGAAGGGCAAACUUCCUCGUGGUGCUUACAAACAAGCAGCAGAGCAACUGAACAUGAACCCCAAACCGUCGGACACGUUUGGCGCACUGUCCAACGCUGGCAAGGUUGGGCCCAAGCCAAUGUAUUCCACCGACCGCGUCCAACAGCUUGUUCAAGCCGUACCUGGCGACCAACAGUCCACCUUUCGCGACAUGGCGUCAGCUACCGGCUUGACCCUGGGGACCCUGAGUCGCCACCUUAAGAAGGUAACUUUGCAACGAUGCUCAACACGCGUCAAGCCGCUUCUGACGGAUGCGAACAAGGACGAACGCACCGCAUUUUGCUCGAAUUUGACGGCCUAUGGGACGUGGUGCACCUGGGCGAAAAACUACGUGAUGAACAAGGUCGUACCAGCAAUCAAGGCCACGUUUCCAAGCGCGAAUAAGCGCGUCAUACUGCAGCACGACAACGCGACUCCACAUAGGUCCAUCACGGACGCGGAACUGGCAAGUGUGUCGACGGGUGGGUUGACGUUCGUGAUGCGUCGACAGCCGCCCAACAGCCCUGAUCUCAAUGUUCUGGACCUUGGCUUCUUUGCCUCGAUCCAGUCCCUUCAGUACAAGAAGAUGAAUCGGACGGAGAAUGACGUGAUCCGUAACACCUUUGAGGGAUUCGACGAGCUAAACUACGAGAAGCUAGAGAACGUGUUCCUUACCUUUCAGGCAGUGAUGCGGCUGGUUCUCGAGCACGGCGGCGACAACCACUCUGCGUUGCCCCAUCUGAAGAAGGCAGCCUUGAGACGCGCUGGCCUACUGAUGUCGAACGUUACUUGCCCUGAUUCGUUGCUUUUGUAG